This is a messenger RNA of Sungouiella intermedia, 1371 nucleotides long. The record is from the annotation of a GenBank genome assembly. Lineage: Eukaryota; Fungi; Ascomycota; Pichiomycetes; Serinales; Metschnikowiaceae.
AUGAGCUACUUUGGAAACAAUAACUCGGGCAACAACCCACUAGCUUUUCCUUCCUAUAAUCAGCUGUCGCUCCAGCUGCGCAACAUCGCGGCGCUUAACAAUAUCACCGGGUCAGUUUCUCAAAUUCAGCACCAAUUCCAUCGUCAGCACAUUGCUCCACAUCUCCAGCAGGGUCAGCCACAAACACAGGGACCAAAUGCUCCACUGGUUGCCAAUGGCGCGGGCGCCGGCCGUGGGAAUACAGUCAACACUGGGGGGCAACCUCCCAACAGACCUCCAUUGGAAUCUCAGCAGAGCCAGGGUCUGGGUGGCUCUCAAAAGGAUAAGAACCUGACAGACAACAUUGACGAUAAGCUCUUGAAGCGCGAGCGGAAGAACCGGCCGGGCCAGAAGUUUGGUGCAAAGAAGAAGUCGUGGGUGUGGACAUGGUUUGUUCAGGAUCUGAGUGAUCCAAAUGUUGCCGUGUGUGAUUAUUGCGGCAAGAUUAUUACUCGGAUGCCUUCCGAUAAGGGUUCACCCAAGAAAUUGAGUGAACAUUUAAAGACACAUAAACUUAGCAAGGAUCUGAUCAAUACGACGCGUCCAAUUCCCAUUGAUGGGAAUGGCAUCACCUACACGCUGGGUGGGCUUCAAAUGGCUUAUCUGGGAACAUUUCCGCUGCCUUCUGGUGGCAAUGCCGUUGUUUCACAGAACAAUGAAAUGCUUGUUGAACAGCAACAGCAACAGCAACAACAACCACAACAACAGCAACAGCAACAGCAGCAACAGCAGCAACACCAACAACAGCAGCAACAGCAACAGCAGCAGCAGCAACAACAACACCAACAACAGCAACAGCAGCAGCAACAACACAUGAUUCAGCACCCGAUGCUGACUCAGAGCCAUGCUCAGCCAGCACCACAACACAACCAUGACCAAGACGAUAUCUCACCAGAACUCAAAACCAAAACCAAGUACAGACGGACAAAUGGCAUGCAGAGCCUUCCCAACGAUCGAAUGCAAAUACACCCACAACUCUCGCAUCCCAAUGCUGGCAGCCAGAACAACACCGUUCAAUACGGGAGAAGGUUUAUUCUGCCAAACUUCGACAACACGCCGUAUCUGGCAGGCAAGUUUCACCGGCACUUACUCAAGUUCUUGACUGACAACAAACUCGCUUUCCGUUUAUUAAAGCUGCAUCUGUUCCAACAGCUUAUUUACGAUUUGCGUCCCGAUUCGAUCACCGAUUUGUUGGAACUCACAGGGCUAUACUCGUCAUUUGUCGAGGUUUCACGAGUCGCCAACGAUGCAGACAACCAGGAAGCUCACGAAUCAUCGAUGGCUGAGGCAAGCGUGGUGAACACUUUGGCACAGGAGCUCAUCAAGAAGUAG